AUAAAUUAGAUGACCCUGUUGUGAAUUCAAUAAAUUCAUUUGAUUAAGAUGGUUUAACAUAAAUUUUUAGUUGUAAUAAGAUUACUAAACUUAAAAUCGAAAACCACUCAUAGAAAUCAAUUUUAAAUAAACAUUAUUUUAGACUACUCUUUAACAUUUCUUAACGAUGAUAGUAAGUAGAUCCUAGCAUUAGCAAUGAUUUUUAUCUCGGAGUGUAGCAUUACUUAUUAUUACAAUCUACCCUCAUUAAAAUGAAUUGUAUAAUACAAAACCAAUAAACUAAACCAUCAUAGUAAGCUUGAAUUUUUGUAUAAUAAGAUCAAGAAUAUAGUUAGAAUUCCUAUUUAUCAACUUAAAGCCAUA
Messenger RNA from Paramecium tetraurelia, 363 nucleotides. RefSeq lists its product as uncharacterized. The transcript has a single exon. NCBI's taxonomy places the organism in Eukaryota, Ciliophora, Oligohymenophorea, Peniculida, Parameciidae. The record is from RefSeq and is a predicted model, not a curated record.